Molecule: messenger RNA, 444 nt
Organism: Morchella importuna
Lineage: Eukaryota; Fungi; Ascomycota; Pezizomycetes; Pezizales; Morchellaceae
Exons: 3
Coding region: 1-444 (147 amino acids)
Source: RefSeq, a predicted model, not a curated record
AUGGUAAAGAUGAAUGGAAAUAACAACAACAAUAACAACAGCCAGGGCCGGGCUGCUACAAACAUCUGGCAGGUGAUGAACUAUCCAGUUCCUAGAGGGAAAUGUGUUCACAAAGCAUCGAUUGUGUCGUCGUGCUGCCCGUGUCUGCGUUUCAUGCUCAACCCGCUCCAAGCCGCGUCGUCGUUCCUGUGUGACGGCUGCAACCACCACGCGUCGUUCCAUAACCUGCGGAAUCCGAGUGAGGAGGAGCCGGAGCUCGAGGUCGUGGAGGAGAGGAGGAUCAUCAUGAAUGGGAGCGGGAGCGUCAAUGGGGGCCAUAAGACGAUCACGAACGGGAAUGGGAGUGGGAGGAAGAGGCUUGCGGGCAGGAUUGUGAGCAAGGAUGAUGAGGAGGAGGUUGAGAGCGAGAGGGAUGGGCAGCUGGUUAAGAGGUCGAGGAAUUGA